UUCUCAGCUUGGAAGAGGCGUUGUCGUGUAUUCCGCCACCGAUAACAUAUUCUACGGACUGCGUUACCUCGAAGACCACUACUAAGGCUGUAGGUGACCCACCGGCAAGAAAAAUAAAUAAAUAAAGAUCGACAGGUUGUAGUGUGCAACUUUGGGGAGACUUUUUCGAGCAAGUGAACAGCUUUAAUUUCGACCAACAGCCGAUAUUCGAGAGGCCGAGAUUUAAUGAUAGAUUUGCUGUGGUCGAUGAAGAGGAUGUUCGUAAUGCCAUCAAUGUUAAUAUUUGUAUGAUAUUGAAUGAUCUUACAGGACCAGACUACGUAUAUUCAAGGAAAUCUACUGACACUCCCGGCAUACCAGAUUUCAACUGUCAUCUCGUGGGUUCAUUGAUCUUGGUGAUGGAAGCUAAAAGAAAACAUGUUUUAGAAGAUAUGGGGGAACAAACAUUUCCCGAAUUUUAUCAGACGAGUAAAGGCAAGGAUGUAGUUCAACAAAUCUAUAAUUAUAUGGGAGGAAACGAACUUAGAUAUGGUAUUCUCUCCACCUAUGAUAAUCACUGGUUUCUACUCCGAGAGCAUACAGAGCUCUGGAUCUCAAAAACCCUCCCACUUCAAUCUGAAACUCCACCUGUACUCAAGGCAUAUGCUUAUCUAACUCGACGGGCGAAAGAGAAUCCCAAGUCUCCUAAACCUCAAGUACUAGUGCCGGCUCAUGGAGACAAUAAUUCACGUAAUCUUCGGUCACAUUCGAAAUCGACUUCCAGCUCCUCAAUAGAUCAACAAUCAACUUCCGGCACUUUUGCAAAUCAACAAUCGUCUUCUAACAUCCCAGUAAACCAGCAAAAGUUUAGCUUCGCGGACUUCAAGUUUAAGGGCAUACUAGGUGAAGGACGAAGUGGUAAAACACUCCUUUGCGAGUUUCGUGGCGAUACGAUUGCUUUGAAGAGCGUAGACUUGUCGAAGGCUCCAUCGUAUGUUCUGAAAGAAAUGCAGAAGGAAGUAGAGAUUUACAAGGAACUCGCUGAUAUCCAAGGCAAGUAUAUCCCGAAGUUGGUCUGUUAUGGAUAUUAUGGAGGAGGUAUGAGCUUCGUUAUCGGCAUGACUAUUGUCGGCACUUCGUUGAGCGACCAAAAAAUAAAGAAACAGCAAAAGACAAGGGCUAUUAAGGGAUUAGAAGCGAACCACAAGCAUGGCAUCCUCCACAAUGACAUUCGGGAGGAAAACAUCUUAAUUAACGAUGACGGUGACGUCUAUCUGAUUGACUUCGGUAUGGCAAGUCGGGACACAAAAAAGAAGAGAAAGCUCGAGGAAGAACACCUCAAAUAUUCUAACUUGCUAGAUAGAUAUAAAGCCAGACAUAUCGUAAAGAACGCGGGGCGAAUCUCUAAGUCACGUAAAUGUGAGGUUGUUAGUUAGAUUGUAGAAUUAGGAUUUAGGAAUAGAAAUUUCGUCAUGUAUCGCAGGCUACGUCCCGAACUUUGUAUUUAUUUUUAAUAAUAAAUUUUUCUUGGCAAAA
Molecule: messenger RNA, 1515 nt
Organism: Rhizophagus irregularis DAOM 181602=DAOM 197198
Lineage: Eukaryota; Fungi; Glomeromycota; Glomeromycetes; Glomerales; Glomeraceae
Source: RefSeq, a predicted model, not a curated record